CACGCGCCUGCUGCAGUGCUGCUGAUGCCUGGACAUCGCAAAUACUUGCAAGUGCCCUCUCGCGAUCAUCGUGCUCGAGCUCGACCCCGCUCGCUUUGCUGCUGCACCUGCGAAUACAAUACAAUACAAUGCUGAUGGUGCUGCUGCAGCCCUUCCUGCGCCGCCUCUCGCCAUGUCGACUCUCCUCUCUUGCUUCUUUCUCCUCCUCUCACCGCUUCUGUAGCUUAAUCACUCCAUUCUCUUCAACGCUGUCUCCUUCUGCUCCUCCUCCGGACUCUGCCCCUGCGGAGCUCGACUCUCGCCCGCGUUUUCUUGCGCCCAUCCGUCACCUUCUCUCCGACGCCGUCCGCCGCGGCUAUGCCAAGUACAACUCCCAGGGUCUAGCACGCGCUACCUCCAACCCCAAGUUUGUUGCCGCUCCCGACGCUGCCAUCGUCUUGCAUUACUCUGCGAUCAUCCGAUCGAUUGUGAAUUAUUACUCCUUCGUGCACAGUCGCUCCUCCCUCUGGAAAGUCACCUCCAUCUACCGCAAGUCGUGUGCGCUCACCUUGGCCCGCAAGCAUAGCCUGCGGUCCGCGCAAGCUGCCUACAACAAGUUUGGUCCUAAUCUUCGCAUUUCCCAGCAGGACGCUGAGGAUGAUCCCGUAGUCCUGUUCUAUCCCGACUCCCUGAAAACCACUGGAAAGUUUAACGUCCACGCCCCCCGCUACAGCCAGGUUACCAUUUUGCAGGAGCCUUUUGAGAAGAGGAGAUGGCGUUAGGGCUGCCAAUCAUAGGUGUCUGUAAUACUAUAUUGCGAAUGCUCUCGGUCCAUACAUUUUUCUUCAAGUCAGCUCCGCCGUGCUCUUGCUACAAACUCAGUGGACGAUCACUAACUGGAUGAGAUUUGGGCGAACGUGGCUUAUAAUUAUCACUUCGGGUAUGUCAUGGAAAUAUACUGGGAAGAGUGGAGCACAUUGGAAGACUACUGCAGCAUUGGCUAACCAUACCUAGAAAGGGUGAAAAUCUGCCGAGCAAUCGUUGGAGUGAUAUUCUCCACACAAAGGUGUAGCUUCUGAGUCCUCGUUAGGGUUUGUAGAUUCUGAGAUGAGUUACGAAUUUUUUUUCAAAUUCUUCAAAAGCGAAGUGUUUUCUUUCUGAUCUGUAAAUUUUUACGUGAGCAUAUCAGAAGUACUUUCAUUCUUUCUUGAGGUGUUA
Physcomitrium patens is the source of this 1197-nucleotide messenger RNA. Its product is annotated as maturase K. Gene Ontology annotation, biological process: mRNA processing. Lineage: Eukaryota; Viridiplantae; Streptophyta; Bryopsida; Funariales; Funariaceae. The record is from RefSeq and is a predicted model, not a curated record. Gene Ontology annotation, cellular component: chloroplast.